AAUCGAAACACGUUUUUUUAGGUGAAAUGUAAACUUUUUUUUUCGACAUUCGUCACAGUAUUUUGCACCUUUGGUUAUUUGUGUACGUCGUCGAUAUUGAAUGCUAUGGCGGGUGAAAGUGGAGCUGCCGAGUUGAUUAAAGAUCGCUUAUACUUUGCAACUCUCCGAGGAAAACCGAAAAGUACAGCUAACGCACACUACUUCUGCACGGACGACGAGCUUGUCUAUGAAAACUUCUACGCGGACUUCGGCCCUCUGAACCUGGCCAUGUUGUAUCGAUACUGCUGUAAGCUGAACAAAAAGCUCAAGUCUUUCACUCUUUCCCGGAAACGCAUCAUUCAUUACACCAGCUACGACCAGCACAAGAGAGCCAACGCCGCCUUCCUGAUCGGCGCCUACGCUGUAAUAUACUUAAAGAGAACUCCAGAGGAAGUCUACCGAGCCCUGAUAUCUGGGACUAAUGUGUCCUACCUGCCCUUCAGAGACGCUGCUUUCGGGAACUGCACCUACAACCUCACCAUCUUAGAUUGUUUACAUGGAAUCCGUAAGGCCUUGCAGCACGGAUUCUUUGACUUCGAGACGUUUGACGUUGAGGAAUACGAGCACUAUGAGCACGUAGAAAACGGUGACUUUAACUGGAUUGUGCCAGGGAAGCUGCUGGCCUUCAGCGGGCCGCAUCCCAAGAGCAAAAUCGAGAAUGGAUUCCCUCUCCAUGCCCCGGAAGCGUACUUCCCCUACUUUCGCCAGCACAACGUCAGCGACGUGGUCCGGCUCAACAGGAAGAUGUACGAGGGAAGCCGCUUUACAGACGCCGGCUUUGCGCAUCACGACCUGUUCUUCGUGGACGGCGGCACGCCGAGCGACAUCAUCAUCCGCCGUUUCCUGCACAUAUGCGAAACGUCCGAGGGCGCCGUCGCAGUCCACUGUAAAGCUGGCCUUGGCAGGACCGGCACCCUGAUCGGCUGCUACCUCAUGAAGCAUUACUGCUUCACGGCUGCAGAGGCCAUCGCAUGGAUUCGCAUCUGCAGGCCCGGAUCGGUCAUCGGCCCCCAGCAGAACUUUCUGGAAGAAAAACAGCACAGCAUGUGGAUGGACGGGGAUCUUUACCGCGCCAAGCAGCCGAGACCGCGGCCGCACCCCGAGAGAGACCUGACUCACCUCAUCACCAGCCUGGACGACGUUUCUCUCAGCAGCAGCAGCCUGAAUGCCAAAAGCAUCGACGAGAUUGACCUCAUGGACAAUAACAUGGGCUUAACUCAGGGAGACAGACUGCGAGCGCUGAAGAGUCGACGUUCUCUCAGGUCUCCGUCCGCUCUCGGUUUACGUCCGAUACCCGGCACCAUUCCUCCCUCGAAGUCUUCUAAAGCUGCUCCUCCAUUUUCCGGCAACCCUGUAACCAGGAGACUGGCUCGAAUGCCGUCGUCCGCCGGAAACAUGAAGAGCUUUACACCUGGCUUGGCUCGUUCCCUCGGCAACCUUUACAGCCUGGACCACUUCGUAGACGACGACGAAGACGACGACACAAUCGCACUCUCCUACCCUUCCCUCCAUCCUUCACUCCUCUCCUCCAGCCCUCCUCCACAACGCUUCGGUUUUGGAUACCCCGUCCCGAGUUUCCAACAGGAAGUUAAUAACAACCUCAACAAUUCUCCUGCUCCCGCACACAGGCCUGCCAUGAGAGGAAACUUCAGACCUUCAAACCCCAGAGGUCCCGUCCCGGUCGUGCUCACAGGCCGCCAUCUUAGUCGCUCUAUCCCUUCCCUUCAGUCUGAGUACGUUAAGUACUAACGUCAAGGUGACGUGACGCACCGAUUCUCCGGCUCGAGGAAAACCUCUGCGAACUGACUCACGGAGCGUCAGGAUCAGCAUGCGAGACGCGACGGCAAACUAAUAAACCGUGGCUUCACCGUUUAACCAUUCCUCUCAUUUCCAGUCUUUAUAACACAUAAUAUCUCUCAUACUUAAAGUUUUGUCAUGCUCAAGCAGGAGCAUUGCUGUUCUGUCCGAAGGCUCUUGAGUUUUCUUACACAGACCUCUUCCUCGGGGCAGAAAGCAGGGAUUUUGAUCUUGACAUAUCAAACAAACAUCAACCAGAUGUUUAAUCAACAAAUUAAAUGAUCACGUGACGUUUCUAGGUAUACAGUAUACAGUAUUGUUCAAAAUAAUAGCAGUGCAAUGUGACUAAUCAGAAUAAUCCAGGUUUUUAGUAUAUUUUUUUAUUGCUACGUGGCAAACAAGUUACCAGUAGGUGCAGUAGAUUUGCAGAAAACAAACAAGACCCAGCAUUCAUGAUAUGCACGCUCUUAAGGCUGUACAAUUGGGCAAUUAGUUGAAAGGGGUGUGUUCCACAAAAUAGCAGUGUCUGGCAUUGACUGUACAAACGUUUUUGUUUCUGGGAUUAAUCACUAAACUAAUAUUUAGUUGUAUGACCAUAGUUUUUUAAAACUGCUUCACAUCUGCGUGGCAUGGAGUCAACCGACUUGUGGCACCUCUCGGAUGUUAUUCCACUCCAUGAUUCUUUAACAACAUUCCACAAUUCAUUACAUUUCUUGCUUCAGAAACAGCAUUUUUGAUAUUCCCAAAAGUUCUCGAUUGGAUUAAGGUCCGGGGAUUGGGCUGGCCACUCCAUAACAUUAAUUUUGUUGGUUUGGAACCAAGACUUUGCUCGUUUACUAGUGUGUUUGUGGUCAUUGCCUUGUUAAAACAACCAUUUCAAGGGCAUAUCCUCUUCUGCAUAAGGCAACAUGACCCCCACUAGUUCCCUGGUAUACAAAAAAUAGGCCCAACACCAUGUAGGGAGAAACAUGCCCAUAUCAUGAUGCUUGCACCACCAUGCUUCACUGUCUUCACUGUGUACUGUGGCUUGAAUUCAGAGUUUGGGGGUCGGCUCACAAACUGUGGCCCUUGGACCCAAAAAGAACAAUUUUACUCUCAUCAGUCCACAAAAUGUUCCUCCAUUUCUCUUUAGGCCAGUUGACGUGUCCUUUGGUGAAUUGUAACCUCUUCUGCACAUGCAGAAGAGGUUACAGAGGGAUUUAUAGAUUAGCUUCACACAGACGUCUUCUGUCACAGUACUUACAGGUAACUCCAGACUGUCUUUGAUCAUCCCGGAGCUGAUCAUUGGCUGAGCCUUUGCCAUUCUGGUUAUUCUUCGAUCCAUUCAAAAAUAAAAAAUAUAUUAAAAACCUGGAUUAUUCUGGUUAGUCACAUUGUACUGCUAUUAUUUUGAACAAUACUAUAGACUAAAUCACUAAUGCUACAAAUUGUAUUUCAGUUGUAAUCAUAAAUGUAAUCACUCACACACACAAGGAGCUUGUACAAAACGUGUGCGUGUGUGUGUGUGUGAGCGUGAGCGCGCGAGUGCAUCACAGCUGACUGAGACAUUUUGUAAAGAUAUUCUGAUUUGUACAACCCAUUUUUGUACAGACAUUUCACUCUUGUAUUGACUGAUAAACCCAUAGGAAUUAAAUGUUAAUAUGAUUUAA
Molecule: messenger RNA, 3485 nt
Organism: Tachysurus fulvidraco (yellow catfish)
Lineage: Eukaryota; Metazoa; Chordata; Actinopteri; Siluriformes; Bagridae
Gene: cdc14aa
Product: cell division cycle 14Aa
Exons: 15
Coding region: 106-1788 (560 amino acids)
Biological process (GO): protein dephosphorylation; regulation of exit from mitosis; positive regulation of cytokinesis
Cellular component (GO): mitotic spindle; nucleolus; centrosome
Molecular function (GO): protein tyrosine/serine/threonine phosphatase activity; protein serine/threonine phosphatase activity
Source: RefSeq, a predicted model, not a curated record